UUAUGAGAAAUCCUAACACUAUUUCUAAGGUCGGGCCACUUAUGUUUGUCUUCUUCGUCUUUAUUUAUUUAGACUUUACUUAAACUGAGCUUCAAGCAGAGACAGAGGACUGCAACUCGGUUGGACCCAGGCCAUCCAGCUCUUCUGAGACCACCCAAUAACUCCACGCCUGAACCGUGGAUAUUAUCGGAGCACCACAUAACGCAACAGGUCGUUUUCUCCUGACAGUCUCCUAUGCCAGCCUAUAAUGAUGCACACAAGAGAUGCUCAUCACGCCUGAGUUUCGCACUGAACCAGUCUGUGUAUUGAGUGAAUUUGGAGAUCUGGUCCUACCAGUUGUCUUUUGUAUAUUGGACGGUAAACUUUUGGGCAGAGAUGAAAGCGUACCGAACUCUGUACGAGCUGAUGGACAAUCCAGAGAAAUUGCAGGUUUUAGCCAAAGAAGCAAAAGUGUUUUGUCUGCUAAAUGGGCUGCCGUACCCCAUGAAGGAAUCGCCUGAGUUGGUGACGUACGCUCCCGUCACGCUCUUCCCGACGCCGGUCCGCGGGGCGGUGUUCGAGCAGGCCUUGGCGGUCCAGCCUCACUACAACCUGCUGGUGGACAGGAUCAGCCAGGACCCCGCCUUCCUGGAGGAAGCUCUCUCCAGCACGGUCCUGGCGGACGACUUCACGGCUCGGCUCUUCAACAUCCACAAGCAGAUGCUGUCCGAGGGCAGAGCCUCGCCCAUCGUCCUGGGCAUCAACAGGUCUGACUACAUGCUGGACGAGAGCGAGGUCCAGGGAGGCCUGCUGAAGCUGGUGGAGAUCAACACCUUCGCUGCCGGGGCCUUCGGGACCAGUGACACCAUCGCACCCCUGCACAGGCACGUGUUGAGACUGGCGGGUCUGGAGGGGCUGAGGUCGUCGGUUCCAGACAGUAACUCCACGGUGCGGCUCGCCAGCGCCCUCCAGAGGGCCUGGGAGCUCUACGCCCGGCCACAGUCUAGAUUAAGGCUGCCAAGCCCUAAGUGGACGACCUCACACUGUGUUCUUUCAAGGGCAGCCAUCCUGUUUCUGGUGGAUGAUGUAGAGAUGAUCUUCUUCAGUCACUUCAAGCUUAUAAACGAGCUUCGGGAAAGGGGAAUCUCAAGCAUCCGAAACAACUUUGAGUUUGUGCACAAAACGGGUCGGUUGAGCAGCGACGACAGACUGUUUGUAGAUGGGCGGGAGGUGGCGGUGGUGUUUUUCAGAGAUGGUUAUGUGCCGGGCCACUACACAGAAGAGAGCUGGGCGACCCGCCUGUUGAUGGAGCGCUCCCGGGCCAUCAAGUGUCCCGACAUCGCCACCCACCUGGCCGGGACCAAGAAGGUCCAGCAGGUGCUGGCCCGGCCGGGGGUCCUGGAGCGCUUCUUCCCCGAGCAGCCCCAGGUGGUGCAGCAGAUCAGGGCCACCUUUGUGGGCUCCUACACCCUGGACCAGUGUCCGGAGGGGGACCGCGCGGCUGCCAUGGCGAUGGACUCGCCCGACAGAUACGUACUGAAGCCUCAGAGAGAAGGAGGAGGACACAACUUCUUCGACGCGGACCUUGUGCGGGUGCUGGAGGAGGUGGGGGCGGGCCGUGGCCGGGCCUCCUACGUCCUGAUGGAGCGCCUCCGGCCCCGGGUGGAGCGCAACGUCCUGCUGAGGAGGGACACGCCGCCGGAGCCCUGCGACGUGGUCGGCGAGCUGGGCGUGUUCGGAGCCUACAUCAGGGCGGAGGGGGAGAUGGUUCUGAACGUGGUGGCGGGUCACGUGAUGCGGACCAAGCCUGCCGAGCACCGCCAGGGCGGCGUGAACCAGGGCCUGGCCGUUUUCGACAACCUCAUCCUGUGCUGAGGAAACCACCUGCCGCUGUAGGGUUCGACGUUUUGCUAUGGCGGGCUCUUUGAACAAGUUGCAGACGGUUGUACAAUCCCCAAAGCCGUGGAGGGUGUUUGGCUAAGGUGUGAAAGACUAUACCAGCGCAGCCAACCACUGCUUGGUUAAUAAUGGUUUUUAACUCGGUAUUUGAAGAGAAGUGGGCAGAGGAAAUAAUGAGCAGCGGACAAAUCUUGGUUAGCAUCGGAUUUGUACCAAAUAUUGAACCAAUUAAUGCACCAAAUAUUAGAAACUGCUUCUUUACUCUCAAUUCGCUAGUUCUCUGACUGACCACUAGGUGGUAAUAAAGUCAAAGGUAUUUAAACACUUUGGUAAGAGGCGGCUUCUUUUCUCUCAGGCAACUCCCUUAUUUGAAAAGAUCGGAGAUGGCUUAAUGGCAUAUGGUAAUUCUUGUAUUUUUUAUAUGCUUAAUACAAGGGGAAGGGUUGAACAGAUUCGAAUUUGUAUUUUAUGCACAAAUUACAAAUUAUUUUACAAAUUAUUUUUUAUAUGUAUAAUGAGUAAUGUGAAUCAUGUAUAGGCCUACAAAGUGAUACCCAUUAUGUAUUUAUUUACAUCUUGUGGAACUUCCGAACAACCUCAAUAAAAAUGUCAAGAUAAA
This is a messenger RNA of Gadus morhua (Atlantic cod), 2497 nucleotides long. Its product is annotated as glutathione synthetase. Gene Ontology annotation, molecular function: ATP binding; glutathione binding; glutathione synthase activity. Gene Ontology annotation, cellular component: cytosol. Lineage: Eukaryota; Metazoa; Chordata; Actinopteri; Gadiformes; Gadidae. Gene Ontology annotation, biological process: glutathione biosynthetic process. Bases 376 to 1854 code for a protein of 492 amino acids. The transcript is spliced from 12 exons. The record is from RefSeq and is a predicted model, not a curated record.